This is a messenger RNA of Medioppia subpectinata, 382 nucleotides long. NCBI's taxonomy places the organism in Eukaryota, Metazoa, Arthropoda, Arachnida, Sarcoptiformes, Oppiidae. The record is from the annotation of a GenBank genome assembly.
AUGCCCGUCAGUUUUAUUUAUUAUGUUUACUGUAAAAUUUAUUACCCAAAUUUGUACCAUGCUCAACGAGCCGCUAAAGAAUUACCAAAGCAGUUAAUUCAUAAUCGCUUCCAUACCAUGAGCUUGUAUCUAGUUUUAUUACAUUUUAAGUCCUUUAUACUCGAAAUCCAAUAUACAGUAUAUAAGAUACUCAUAAAAUUUGUUGAUAUAUUAAACCCUUAUAUGAUUUACGAAAUUCAAUUGUUUUGUUGAAUUGAUAUGUUGUGAAUAUAAUGUUUAAAUGAUCUAAUCUAUGAUACUUUAAUACAAUUUUAAAUGUAUUAUCACUAAAAAUGGGUGUAAUUUUAUUAUUUGAUAAUUUUUAAGUUCAUAAAUAUUUCGC